AUUGUAUCUGUGUUGGACCCAAUUGCUUGGGCACAUCAGCAAAUCAAUGAUCAGCCCCCUGCCUAUUACAACCUGCCGAACCCAUAUAAACUCGGUCCGACGCUCCUUGUUAAUGGUCGCAGCAUUAUGUUAGAGCAGUUUCGACAGUGGAGAGGCAUAUGGGGGUUCGUGAGUCUGUGUUGAACAUAGUAAUGGCUUACUCAGGUGGUUCUCAGGGAUAGAGGAGCUCCAGAAGCAUAGUGUAGUACCCGGUUAUUGCCGUGACAUUGGUAAAUGAACGAUCGGAAACUACUCGCAUUACCAGAUUGACAGUACAUGUGAUUAAUCGAAUUGUUCCACGUGUAGCUGUAGCAGCUAGUAGCCCCAGAUGGUCCGUACAGCUACACGCCGCUUGCAUGAAUCCUCGCAGCCGGUUGUGUUGCGGCACGGAUUUACUACGGCUGCAGAUUGAAACAUCACUAGUGUAGAAUGUCUUUGUUCGACCAACCUCGGGAGUUUAGGGAGAGCUUCUGGAGUUAAAAGCUCUUUGUCAUCCCAACUCCUAGAACGACCUACGUUGUAUAGAUUUUCUCCUCAGAUUACGUGUCAAGCAGCUCACGCAAUCAUACCCCUGUACCUGCACACUAACGAGAUAGAGAAUUGUGAUCAUCAGUCGAAGAAGAGCUAUGGCAUCCACAUACGACUUUGUGGUAGUUGGGAGCGGACCGGCUGGUUGCUCCCUCGCAGCUGAGCUGGCGAAAUCUUCUAAGAAGCCUUCUGUACUUCUCAUUGAAGAUGGUGAAAGUGGGAGUGACCGAAGUCUCCGAGUUGCCGGGCAGCGAUGGACCACCUUCACCAACAAAGCUCUAAAUAGAGGAUACAAGACCACGCCCCAAGAACAUUGCGGCAAUCGUGAGUUAGAUUACUCACGCGGCCAUUGUCUAGGAGGCAGCAGUGCUGUCAAUUUUGGUGUUUUCAGCAUUGGCGCCCGUGAUGAUUAUGACGAAUGGGCUAGGAUCGUAGGCGAUGACGCAUUUCGCUGGGAGCACAUCCAAAAUCGAUUGAAGAGAAUCGAAAUACUUAACAGCAGCUUACCUGCGGGCGUUGACGCAAAAUACGCUGCCCCAAAAGCUGCGGAUCAUGGCAGUUCCGGACCCCUCAAUGUCGGGUACGCGCCCGAGUGGGAGGAAGAUCUCCCUGAGAUGCUCGAUGCGUUCCAGCAGGCCGGAUUCCCGCUGAACCAGGACCACAACUCCGGUAACCCCCUUGGAAUGUCGGUCACAAUCAACACAUUACACAAUGGUCUUCGUUCAACUGCGAUAGAUUUAAUCACCCCCACGCCCGAUAAUUUGACAAUCGUCAGCGGCUCUCCUGUGCAACGCGUUCUCUUGGAUGGGAAGAAAGCUAUCGGAGUGGAGUCCAAUGGAAAGAAAUACCUCGCUUCCAAGGAAGUGAUCUUAAGUGCUGGCGCUCUUGAUACACCCAGAAUCUUGAUGCACUCUGGUAUCGGGCCUGCUAAACAGCUAAACGAGUACAAGAUACCUGUGGUUCAAGAUGUACCAGCAGUAGGCCAGGGUCUGCGUGACCACAUGUUCAUCCCGAUUAUUCACAGUCGAAAGGAAACCAAGGCCACCCGUGCUUCUUUCUAUGGUGACCCGAAGGCUAUGGAGACGGCCUUGGAGCAAUGGAAGAAGGAUGGCACAGGGCCAUGGUCCAAGUACGGAUGCUCGACUGGUAUCGGUUGGUUCAAGUUGGAUGACCUGCCUAAGACGAAGGAGUUCAAGGAUCUUCCCGCCGAUGAGCAGAGACAUUUGCUUCUAGACACAAUUCCUCAUUAUGAGGUGCUCACUCACUUCCCCAUCCACUGGAUCGCUCCCGGUCUCCCUACUUUUGACUACUCUUGUCUCCUAGUUUGGUAUUACAAUGCCCAAAGCCGCGGAGAGGUCACCUUGCAGUCUUCAGAUCCCAACGUCAUCCUCAAGUUUGAUCCCAAAUUCCUCGCAUCGCCUUUUGAUCGCCGAGUAGCCAUCGAGGCUCUACGUAAGGUCUACAACUUCACCAAACACGAAGCGUAUGACAAGGACAACUUAGCACUGCUGUCCGGUCCCAAGUCCGACUCAGAUGAGGAUUUGUUAGAAUACUGGGUUCAGAACAUUGGAUCGAGUUGGCACAUGACUGGAACGGCCAAGAUGGGCAACGCUGGAGACGCAGACGCGGUAGUCGAUAAAAAUUUCAAGGUGACUGGCAUCGAUAACCUUCGCGUGGCUGAUAUGAGCGUCGUCCCAGUUCUAGCAAGUUGCCAUACUCAAGCAGUCGCAUAUGUUACCGGUGCUACUGCCGCAGACAAGUUGGUGCAGGAGUACAAUCUUGCGUAAUCGCGGUUCUUAGACAGAUAGAAUUAGACUCACUGCGAAAAGCAGAGAAUUAUAUCCACUCCGGCCCGCCGGACUUCCCCUAUAGCGAUUACUUGCGUCUCAACAAGGCAUUGAAAUCGUGGUUUCAACAUAUAAGAGUUUCGGUUUUUCCGUCGCAUCCUCGUAUACGAUAGUCAUACUAAGCCUAAUG
Molecule: messenger RNA, 2544 nt
Organism: Hypoxylon trugodes
Lineage: Eukaryota; Fungi; Ascomycota; Sordariomycetes; Xylariales; Hypoxylaceae
Product: putative GMC oxidoreductase
Exons: 3
Coding region: 666-2354 (562 amino acids)
Molecular function (GO): oxidoreductase activity, acting on CH-OH group of donors; flavin adenine dinucleotide binding
Source: RefSeq, a predicted model, not a curated record